Blepharisma stoltei is the source of this 654-nucleotide messenger RNA. NCBI's taxonomy places the organism in Eukaryota, Ciliophora, Heterotrichea, Heterotrichida, Blepharismidae. The record is from the annotation of a GenBank genome assembly.
AUGAGAAAUGCUAUUAAACUUCCUACUCCAAUUAGUCCAUCAUCCUCUUUUAUUCCUCCAAAGCUAGACGAUGGGGACUCUACCCCAAGGUUAUAUGAUCUAGAUUUUUGUCCAACUAUAUCUCAAUUUAAUGAUUCACAAGCUUGCUAUGUAUUUUCGCCUCUAUCUCGCUCAAUAAAGCUUGAAAAUCUAGGCCAAACAGACCGAAAAAUGCUGAGUGAGCUCAAUGGAAGUCAGAAAAGCACUUUUUCAGAAACCCAGAUAAACAGCUCAUUAAAACUUGGUAUAAAAGAAAAAGCUAAGUAUGAGAAAAAGAUAGAAGAUCUUGAAAAUGAAAUUAAGGCACUAAAAAGAAUGAAAGUCUUAUUAAGGGAAAAAGACCGAAUUGUAGGAAAUAUUGAAUCACAAUUAGAUAUUGUUAAAGCAGAAAACCAAAAUUUAAAAAGGGAGGUUAAAAAUCUCAGAUUAGAAAAUCUUGCUUUAACUAAUAAAUUCCAAAGCAAAAGUGAAGAAGAAACUAAAAAAACGUCAGAGGACCCUGUAGUUCGAGUUUCUAACGCUUUAAAUACUUUUAAAUCAGAUUUAACUGAUUUUAUACUUCUAAGCCAAAGAAAAAGAAGCAAAACAGAAGCCCCAAAACCUGCCAGAUUAUAA